AUGUCGGCGUCGCCCUCACAGCUCACCGUGUCGGGCGGCCCGGCCGCCGGCCACUUCAACCCGUCGUCAGCAACGACGGCAGACCCCUUUAGUGGCACUCCAUACGCCGUGGCUCCGCCCGUGGGAGGCACCUCGUCGGCGUCAACCACGUCGCCCACGUCGCCCACCAACCCGCGCAAGCGUCGCGCGUCUGGCACUGCCCAACACCAGCAGAUAGCCCCUAACGCGACGAUAGCUCCCUCGAGCGUGACUGCCGGGACGGGCAGCACGUCGUCUGCCUAUCCACCAGACCCGUCCGGCUUGGGCGGCGCUGAGAGCGAGCCUCAGCAGCCCGUACAGCCGCCGCCGCCCAAAAAGGGGAGAACCAACACUCCGUGGACGGCAGCCGAGGAACAGCGCUUGAAGAUCAUGAGGGAUGCGGGGAACAGUUGGAGUGAGAUUGCAAAGGUACGGUGA
Molecule: messenger RNA, 456 nt
Organism: Lasiodiplodia theobromae
Lineage: Eukaryota; Fungi; Ascomycota; Dothideomycetes; Botryosphaeriales; Botryosphaeriaceae
Product: Myb DNA-binding domain-containing protein
Exons: 1
Coding region: 1-456 (151 amino acids)
Source: RefSeq, a predicted model, not a curated record